Messenger RNA from Cotesia congregata, 1440 nucleotides. The record is from the annotation of a GenBank genome assembly. NCBI's taxonomy places the organism in Eukaryota, Metazoa, Arthropoda, Insecta, Hymenoptera, Braconidae.
AUGCCACAAUACAAAGUUAAAGUGAAGUGGGGAAAGGAGUUGUUUCCAAAUAUUGAAGUUAAUACCGACGAAGAGCCGAUACUUUUUAAAGCCCAACUUUUUGCUUUAACUGGAGUACAACCAGAGAGACAAAAAGUUAUGGUCAAGGGAAUGACUUUAAAAGAUGAAAAUUGGGGAAAUAUAAAGCUAAGAGAUGGAGUUAUGGUGCUCAUGAUGGGUUCUAAAGAAGAGGAUGUCCCAAUAGAGCCCUUAGAAAAGCCAUUAUUUGUAGAAGACAUGAAUGAAGCAGAAAUAGCAUCUGCUCUUGACUUACCUGCAGGAUUGACGAACCUCGGAAACACCUGUUAUCUUAACGCAACUGUUCAGUGUCUUAAAACUGUUCCAGAAUUGCGAGAAGCUCUAAAGAAAUUUCCCGGAGGUAUUGCUUCUUCGGGAAGUGAAGAAAUAGCAUCUUUAGUUCCGGCUCAAAGUAUUACAGCUUCUUUGAGGGAUUGCUAUGAAGGAAUGGAUAAUGGUAUUGCAUUUCGACCGGCGGUUCUUCUUCAAGUGCUGCAUCUUGCAUUUCCACGGUUCGCUGAAAAAUCUGAGCUUGGUGGUUAUCAGCAACAAGACGCCAGCGAGUGCUGGACUGAAUUAAUACGAAUGCUUCAACAAAAAUUACCAGCUCGAGUAACUGCAUCCGCCGGCGAAGCGAGUUACAAGCCUCGUUCAUUGAUAGAACAGUAUUUCGGCGGGACAUUUGAUACAGAGCUUAAGUGUGUUGAGUCUGAAGAUGAACCACCAACUAAAUCUAAAGAAGAAUUUUUACAGCUCAGUUGCUUCAUUUCCACGGACGUUAAGUACAUGCACUCUGGAUUGAAAAACAAAAUGCAGGAACAGCUGACUAAAAUGUCACCUACUCUUGAACGAGAUGCAGUUUAUACGAAAACGUCUAAAAUCAGUAGACUACCAGCCUACCUCACGAUUCAAUUCGUUCGAUUUUUCUACAAAGAAAAGGAAGCAAUAAAUGCUAAGAUAUUGAAAGACGUUAAAUUCCCAAUGGAAUUUGACGCAUUUGAGCUUUGUUCUCCUGAGCUUCAAAAAAAACUUAUUCCCAUGCGAGAUAAAUUCAAAGAGCUUGAAGAUAAAAAAGUUGAAGAGGCUCAGAAGUUAACAGACAAAAAGCCCAAGGUUGAUGAACCUGAAAAGGCAGUGAAAACUCUGCCGUUUUGCUUUGAGGAUGCAGUUCUAACUCACAGAGGACGAUCAAGCAGCAGCGGACAUUAUGUCGGUUGGGUUCGUCAAAAAGGAGACACUUGGUUAAAAUGUGACGACGACACAGUGAGUGUCGUCACAAGUGAAGAAAUCCUGAAACUUAGCGGCGGCGGUGACUGGCACUGUGCCUACGUUCUUCUCUACGGACCAAAAAUUCUCGAAAUUCCUAUCACAGACAGCGAUUAA